Messenger RNA from Thlaspi arvense, 1374 nucleotides. The record is from the annotation of a GenBank genome assembly. NCBI's taxonomy places the organism in Eukaryota, Viridiplantae, Streptophyta, Magnoliopsida, Brassicales, Brassicaceae.
AUGAUUUACACUGCAAUAGACAAUUUCUACCUACCAGACGAGCAGAUAAAGAGCACACCUUCCAGGAAAGAUGGGAUAGAUGAAACAACCGAAAUCACACUUAGAAUCUAUGGAUGCGAUCUCAUCCAGGAAGGUGGAAUCUUGCUCAGACUACCCCAGGCAGUGAUGGCUACUGGUCAGGUUCUUUUCCACCGAUUCUAUUGCAAGAAGUCUCUCGCCAAAUUUGAUGUAAAGAUUGUUGCUGCGAGCUGUGUCUGGCUUGCAUCAAAAUUGGAAGAAAACCCUAAAAAAGCAAGGCAGGUCAUCAUUGUAUUCCACAGGAUGGAGUGCCGCAGGGAGAACUUACCGCUAGGUCAUCUGGAUUUGUAUUCCAAGGCUAAAAGUUUAGGCAUUGCUAUCUCCUUUCUUACUCAUUGGAAUAGCUUUGAAAGUGCUAUUUGCUCAUCAUUUCUGUAUCUCAUCCUAUUCCCACUUGUUUAUAUUCUGCAGAAGUUCUCUGAGUUGAAAGUUGAUUUAAGCAGAACUGAGAGACAUAUACUGAAAGAGAUGGGUUUUGUUUGUCAUGUUGAACAUCCUCACAAGUUCAUAUCAAACUACCUUGCCACACUUGAAACACCUCCAGAACUGAGGCAAGAAGCUUGGAACUUGGCAAACGACAGUCUGCGCACAACCCUUUGUGUAAGGUUCAGAAGUGAGGUUGUGGCUUGUGGGGUCGUGUAUGCGGCUGCUCGUAGGUUUCAAGUACCUCUCCCAGAGAAUCCACCCUGGUGGAAAGCAUUUGAUGCAGAUAAAUCUAGUAUCGACGAAGUGUGUAGAGUUCUUGCUCAUCUAUACAGUCUUCCAAAGGCUCAGUAUAUCUCCGUUUGCAAGGAUGGGAAGCCAUUCACAUUUUCCAGUAGAUCCGGGAAUUCGCAAGCUACUAAGGAUGUGUUACCGGCGGCAGUGGGCGAUGCUGUUGAUACCAAGUGUACUCCCGGAUCAGCGAAUAACGAGUCUAAGGAUGGAAUGAUUAGUACGCCUCAUGAAAAGGCUACGGAUUCGAAGAAGAGCGAUACUGAGUCGAACAGUCAGCUAAAUGUAGGAGACGUAAGGGAGAAGGAAAGUAAAGUAGGAGAGAGGGAAAGAGAGAGUGAUAGAGAGAAGGAACGAGGUAGAGAGAGGGACAGGGUUAGGUCUCACAGAGACAGAGGCAGAGAUUCUGACAAGGAGAGUGAUAGGGACAGAGACAAACUAAAAGAUAGAAGUCAUCAUCGGUCGAGAGAUAGACUGAUGGAUUCAGGUGGGCCGUCGGAUAAAUCAAGACAUCACUCUUCUCGGGAUCGUGACCAUCGCGAAUCGUCUCACUCAUCGAAAGACCGUCGUAGGCACUAUUAA